GGAAUACAGUGCUAAUGAGGAGUUCGUCGAAUAAAUCUGGAAACACAAACAGUUUGUUUUUUUUGCCGGUUGGUGGGGUAACCAUGAUAAGCAAGAAAACGCAGACACUGAUAUUUAGAUGCCAAUUAUACUACAGAAAACGGAUCGCAGACGCUGCUUCGUGCAAAGAUUGUUGACCCACUAGCCGCACACUUCAGCGAACAGAGCCCUUGUUAGUGAUAGUAGCAGCCAAGUUGGUAUUUUCUACUCACGCCGAAAAUUAACGCAGAAGAAACAAGAUGACAGCGAAUACCGGCAGCAGCUUCGCGACCAUGUUCCUGAGCUGCCUCUCGGGUCUGCUCGCGGCAGUCCUUCUCUCUUCGCCCAGUCUGCUCGUUGGUGUACUUACAUGCAGGUUAUUUUGUUGGAGGACCCAGUCGACGCCGCGGCUCGGUCGUGACGGGCGAAGAUGCGGUUACUACACCAGCGAAAAACUCUGCUGCCGACGAAUUAUUACCUUCCAGCGAGGACGAGGAUGAUGAGCUGGGCGGUGUGAUGAACACGAGCACGAGCAUGUUGCAAGAUCGCGUCACAGCUUCCAGUGGUGCAACGCGCGUCGGCACCAAAGCAGGACAUGCGACGAAAACCGGCGCUUUGCGGCGCGCUAGCGUCCCCGCGGACGAGGGAGAGGAAGAUGAAGAUCGAGAACAGCAUGUUGGCCUCGAUGAAGAUGACAGUGUAGAAGAAUCUUCUUCUGCUGCUUGUCCGUACGACGGGUUUUUGGCCAAGGUGGCGCCCGAGGGGUUAUCCAACCCGAGGGAGGAAGAUUUUGAACAGAAAAUGGUCUAUGUGGCUGCGACCAAGGAGGUGCUGGACAAUCCGGACGACGAGUACUACAAAAUCACGGACACCGGGAUCACUUUCACGAAAGUAAGCACUAUGGAGCCGCGGUCCUCCUUCUACCUCGUGAAAAACUGCCCCAAGUUUGACGAGGACGGCGUGAUCGACAAGGCCAGCCUGACGCGGUGGCGAUUUGGGGACAAAAGCCACAUUAUCAAAUGUAAAAAUGUGUGGGUCUGGAAACUUGUGAUGCUGGGUGGCGUAUCAUGAGGAGGCCACAGGUGCUCGCUCAGCAUGACAAGUUUCUGAGCUUCUAGGUGUUGCCUAGUCUGCAUGACAAACUGCGUCUCUGCAUGACAGAAAAGUGGCGCUCUUGGGUAACGUGCAUGACAGAUUUGAGAGUCAUGCCAGACAAGCAUGACAAACAUGCGCUCUUCCAGACCCAGACAUUGUUGCACUUGAUUCACAUUCAGCUCAACAUCGACCGCGGGGACGUGGACCACGGCUGCAUGGUCGCCGCUUACUUCACCGGCGGCCCCGUCGCGGGCCCGUCGCCCAACAAGGACCACUACUGCGACGCGCAAAAAAACAAGGGCUGGGCGCCCUGCUGGGAGAUGGACGUGGCGGAGUCGUUGGAACACGGUUGGGUUGCAGCCUCGCACCAAGCGGACGACCCCUGGGGGAAACAGUACGCGAACACCUCCAACGACACGGGCAUGCCGCCCGAAAAACUGCGGUCCGCGCGGUGGACGCUGCGCGACGGGAAAGACCUCACGGGGCCGGGGGAGGUGGCCGGUUCCUCUUCGGACGAGGAACUGCAGCGACUGAUGGGGGAACAGGGCGGAAUGUUCGUGCUCUCCGUGUGGUCGUUCGACCAGGUUGGUAGCCAGGGUUGGCCCCCCGUUUUCAAGCAGAAGGACUGCCCCUACGGCGACGACAAAGUGUACAACAUCACUUUUUCGGAUUUCCGGAUUUCGGAGUCGCCAAAACCAACCUCGGGGUCCACCAACGCGGCUCUUCUGAUGUCGACCAGGCGGGCAGGAGCAGGGGGAACAAGGGCAACCGCAACACAUGCUGGACAUGCAGCUCACUCGAUCGGGGGAUCCGGUGGCGCAACACAUGCUGGACAUGCAUCUUCACGUCGAUGA
Messenger RNA from Amoebophrya sp. A120, 1967 nucleotides. NCBI's taxonomy places the organism in Eukaryota, Dinophyceae, Syndiniales, Amoebophryaceae. The record is from the annotation of a GenBank genome assembly.